Messenger RNA from Rhopalosiphum padi (bird cherry-oat aphid), 4711 nucleotides. RefSeq names its product GPI mannosyltransferase 4 (gene PIG-Z). The coding region runs from base 96 to 1892 and encodes 598 amino acids. Gene Ontology annotation, cellular component: endoplasmic reticulum membrane. Gene Ontology annotation, molecular function: alpha-1,2-mannosyltransferase activity. Gene Ontology annotation, biological process: GPI anchor biosynthetic process. The transcript is spliced from 6 exons. The record is from RefSeq and is a predicted model, not a curated record. Lineage: Eukaryota; Metazoa; Arthropoda; Insecta; Hemiptera; Aphididae.
GAUAACAAAUCAAAACAUCUCCAAAUCUCAAUUAACAUAUGAGCUCUCUCUAACUUAAAAACUAAUUUAAAUUUUUAUAUUUUUAAUAUAAUAUUAUGUCACCGGGACCGGAAUAUGGUUGCUUUUUGGCUUUUAGAAUAUUAUCCUCUAUUUUCGUACAAAAUGGCUAUAUUCAUCCUGAUGAAUAUUUUCAAACGACCGAAAUCAUCACUGGUGAUGUCUUUGGAGUUGUACAUAACCGCCCUUGGGAAUUUAAUAAGGAUGCACCAGUUAGAAGUAUAGGUUUAUUAUAUGGAAUUUUUGGCAUGCCAUUAUAUAUUGCCAAAUGGAUUUUUAAAUUAUAUAAAAUUCAGUGGAAUCCUUUUCUAUUGCUGUUUGUUUUUCGAUUAGUUACUUGUGCGGUGUCACUUAUAACCGAUUAUUCACUAUAUAAGAUUUGUAAAAUACUCAAACUAAAGUCUAAUAGAUAUUUGUUACUGCUUUCAAGUUCUUAUGUUAUAAUUGUAUUUGGUACAAAGACAUUUACCAACUCUUUAGAAUUGGCUUUGGUAUCUCUUUUAUUAUGGAAAGUUGUUGACAGUAUGACUAUUUCAGAUAAAGUUGUAGCUGCUGAAAACGAAAUACGAAAUAUGUAUGCAUUCCGUACAUCAAUAACAGAUAAAGUAGUGAUGAGCCGUAAGCUACGUCUAUUACCUAGUCAUCAUUUUUCUCAUUGUUUAGAAAUUGGUACCAUUUUAGCUGUUGGUACCUUCAAUAGACCAACUUUUUUACUAUUUGCUGUUACCCCUAUUUUCUAUUGGGUUUCCAGAGGAUUUUCUAAGAACGAUGAUCGUUUUAUAAAAAUAUUCAAUAUACGUUUUAUAAUAUUAUUUCUAUGUACUCUGCCUGGAAUAUUUACGUUUAUACUCAUUGAUUCAUUUUACUUUGAGCAUAUAACAGAAAAUAAAGCCAGUUUGGUCAUAACUCCUUUAAAUUUUAUCAAGUAUAAUAUAAAACCUUCAAACUUAGUUGAACAUGGUAUCCAUUUUCGAAUAACUCAUGCCAUCAUAAAUAUGCCAUUGCUUUUCAAUGUCUUAGCUCUACUUUUUCUAGGACGUUUACAAUUCAAUUCUUUCAUAAAAAUUAUUGUAAAUCAUCAUUACCAUUUAUUACCAAAUAUUUAUGAAGUUAAAACUUUAAUGAUGGCUAGUGUGAUCGUUCCAUUGUUCCUGUUAUCAAUUUUUCCACACCAAGAGCCCAGAUUUCUGUUACCUCUUUUAUUACCAAUUGUAUUUUCUACUUCCAAGUAUUUUUCUAGUCAUUACAUCAAAAAUUUCAAACACAUUCUUCCAGUUUGGUGUUUUUCUAAUAUUAUUGGAUUUAUAUUUUAUGGUUACCUGCACCAAGCUGGUAUUACUCCGAUGAUCUCACAUUUGUUUCAAGAUAUUAAACAUGCAACUAAUACAUAUAUAAUUCAAAGUCAUACAUAUUCUAUUCCUGUUGGAUUAUUAAUGGUCCCUCAAUUAAACGAAAGUUUACUAUACGUGAAUCAACGUCACAUCAAAGUAUACGAUCUGGGUUCAUCAUUGGAUCCCAAUGCAUUAUAUGACACUGUGAUGAAUAUUAGUAAACAUAUUACUCAUAAAGAAGAACUUACAGUCUAUUUUUCAGUAUCUGGUCCUUUAACCAAGCAAUUCGAAUCAGUUGGUAAUUUGUCUAGUCUUACAUACACAAAAAAAAUGUUUUUUCCGCAUUUGUCAACAGAAUCGAUGCGUUUUUAUUUUAGAUCAAUGAUAGAUUUAUUGUACCAUGACAAUAUGCCUUAUAUUAGUUUAACAGAACUUUGUGAUAUAUUUUCGCUUGUACUUUAUAAAAUUACUAUAAAGACUGAAUUACAAUACAACAUUACAUAAUUAUUAUUAAUACAAUUAUGUUACUUAUUAGUUAUUACGGUUUUAAUUUCUAUAUUUUUAAAUACAUUUUCAAUAUUUGUAUUUGAUUACAAUAUACAAUUAAAGUUCUACAGAUUACUAUAAAGUAAUUAGUGAUUACCAGGGCUCGGGACUUAUAGCACUUAAAAUCUUUAAAAUAAGUGAUUAAAAAAGCACUUAAAAACAUAAUUAUAAGCACUCAAAUAAGCAUUUAAAAAACUUAAAUUUGAGCAAAAAUAUUUAAUCAAAAAAAUAAAACUUUCUUUUUACAUGAUAAAGUAGGUACUAGACAUAAUUUGUAACUGUGCUAAAAAUAAUAUAAUUAAAGACUACAAAAAAUAUUGAAACAAAAUGAUUAGAAAAAGUUCCUAACUAAAAAUCAAAAAAAUCAAACUUCACUUUCAAAACAUUUUGCCUUAUUGUUUAUAGAUUUUCCCAGGGAUUUUCUGAAAAAACCAUAAAAUGUAGAAAAACUGGUCAAAAAAGCAAAAAUAUUAAGAAAAACUGGAAAUAACCAUAUUUUUAAAAAAUUGUUGAAAAAAGCACUCAAAUUUCAUAAUUGAAUGUGUUUUAACAUGACAUACACUUCCAUAGCACUCUGCUACAUUUUAAGCCAAUCCAUAAAAAUAAGCAAAUGCUUUAAGUCCGGAGUCCUGGUGAAUACUAUAUUACUAUUACUCUAAACUCAGGAUAACCAAAAUGCAAAUUCUAGUCAUUAAUUUUUACUAUUCACGGUUUCCUGUACAAACUUUAAGAAAGAUAUCAUGGUUAUAAAUGGAAUCUACAACCUAUUUUUCAGUUGUUAAUGCUUAUCUUUUAGCCAAAUAUUCAGAAAAAAAAUAUUUGGGUUUGAAUUAUAUCAUAAAUAUUUUUUAAUGAAUUGCUAAUGAAUUAAAAUUUUACAAUAUAAUUAAUUGAAUUAUUUAAAUCAAAUUUAUUUUGGCUAUAAAUACUAGGAACUCGCGUCGUAUGCUAUCUACCUGAACUUUGAUCGCGUUAUAUGUUAUCUACCUUUCGGUUGAUAUCUACUUAAUACUUUGUACGGAGACUAAUAUUGCAGGUGUAACCGUAUAAUUAUAAACAUCAAUAAUACACUCUACAGUCUACACUUUACACAUAUCAUAGCUAGUAGACAUAUGACUUUUGUAAAAGUGGUGUAUGCUUAAAUUAUUUUCAAAUUAAAUUAUUUUAUUAAAUUAUUUAUGUAAUUAUUUUUUGUUAAAUCAAAAUGGAACAUUUUAUUGACUUUUAUAGACAUGUUAUUUACAAUGAUGAAUCUUGCACCAAUUUUUUAAAACAAUGUGGUGUCUUACCCACUGCUAAAGUAUGCCAAAAAGUUAAUUCAAAAUAAAAUAUGGCAUAAAAACACGUGGUGCCACUAACUUAUUGGAACGGCAGUUGAUGGAAGAGUGGUGACGUUCACUCAAUGCAUCAAAGAAUCUUUUUGACCAGUUUUUUGAAGACAUGAAAAAGAGUUCUUUAAUGUAAUUAAUGUCUAGAUGCACAGACGACACCAACAAUCUACAAAUUGCGGGGUGGAAAAUUGUAGAUAACAUACAACGCCAACACACAAUUUUGGUAGAUACAUUUUUCAUGUAGAUAGCAUACGACGCGAGUUCCAAAUACUAUAAUUAGUUUACAAUGUUUACAUCCAUGGAAUAUAUGCAUUAAAUUUAUUACAUUUAAAACUAAAUAGUUUACUUAAAUUUAGUCUGUUUAAUUGGUACAAAAAUCAUCUAAAAUGUUUGAUGGUACUAUGGUAAUAUGAUAUACUUCAUAACUGAUAUUUACUAAAACAAAAUAUAACUUGUAUGUUAUUAUCUAUAGACAUUAGAAGGUAUAAUAUAUAAGUGUAAUAUUAACAAAGGAUACAUUUUUCUGAAUAAAGAAUAAAUAAAGUGUAUUAAUAAUUAUUGUUUUUAUCUGUUAGGUAGAUGGAGAAGGGAGAAAUUCUAUAAUAUCUUUAUUUUUGUGUACCUCUAUGAAUAAUUCGGAACUUUGGGACCUCUAUUUGCCAAAAGCAAACAAAUUUUUUUAUCCAAUUCUGCAAUAAGGGAAUCAAUUUUUUGUUUAAAUUAAAUAACAAUUAAAAACCCCCCCACAUCUACAUAACUAAAAAUAAGUAGUUUUCAUUCACUAGCAUAAAAACAAUUAGAUCAUUCUUAAAGUUUAUACAGAAAACCAAGAAAUACCCAGUAUAGUAAAAUAUUAUUUUAAUUCAAGUUAAGUAUUUUUGAUAAUAAUAUAGUGUUACAAUGAAGAUUGCACGGCAAAUAUAAGUAGUGUUAAUAAAUAAUUCAAUUUUAUUAAAACAUUGAAAAAUGCACAAUUCUUGCUUAUUUUUUACCUAUUAUGUUAAUUUGAAUUAGCAUAGGUACACAUUUAAACAAUUAUUUAAGAACUAUAACAUAUUUAAAUUUUUAUCAUUAAAAAUAUUUUAGUUUCACUAUUCUAUACUUAUUUUACAUUGGAUGUAAUUACCUUAUAUGUAAUUUAUGUUUGUAAACAUUUUAUAGUUUCAGUGUUGUCACCAAUAAUUUAUGAAAAUUGUAUCUAAAAUAAUUAGAUAGUUGACAAAAUAAUUUUACUUAUUAGUAUAAUACUAUUAUAGAUUUCUAUAAAAGCCCAUUUUAUUUGUAUGUGAUAUUUUUUUUUCAAAUUUUCAUUAUUGUGUAAUAUUUAUUCUUAGGCUAUAGGUAUUUUAAUUGUGCUCACUAAUAAUUUACUUUAUUUCUUAAAUACAUUUUAAGUAAAUUUAUUUUAUUGUAUAUUUAAUAAUAAAACAAUGCAUUAAACUACAA